This is a messenger RNA of Drosophila yakuba, 4915 nucleotides long. RefSeq lists its product as uncharacterized. Gene Ontology annotation, cellular component: nucleoplasm; cytoplasm. The record is from RefSeq and is a predicted model, not a curated record. Lineage: Eukaryota; Metazoa; Arthropoda; Insecta; Diptera; Drosophilidae. The transcript has 5 exons. The coding region runs from base 462 to 4241 and encodes 1259 amino acids.
UGCAAGUUUUUGCAACGUCGAGGAAAAAGUUGUCUGGAUAUUUAAGUUCGGUGUAGUUGCUGUUAUAAAAUCGGGUUACACAGACAAAAUGAUAAGCUCGUGAGAACAUUUAAAACGCAAAUUUGCAUGUGCAGAUUGUAAAUUUGUUCAGGGCAGCAGCUGCUUAUGAGAAGAGUACCCCGCCCUCUCAAAAAGAAUUGCAUUUGAGCUCCCUUUUGUUCCCCAAUAGCAGCUGUUGGCCUGCCAACCCCCACCACCCACUCUUUUUUUUUUUUGGCCCAAUCGGAAAUCCGUACCCGGUUAAUCGCGUAAUUCUGGCUUCAAAAAUAGAGAAAAGAACCCAAAUCAUAUUUGAAACAAACGCAUAAUUCCUAAUAAACAUAUAAUAGCGCGCAUUUUGGCCUGUAUGCGCUGCAACACACCUUUGCCGUUCGGUUAACGUUGCCCACUAGACAACUGCAAUGGAUAGCUUGGAGAACGACCAGGAGGAGCUCCGCCACCAGCCGAGGGUCACCUUGGCGUACGGCAGUGUGGCCACCAGUUCCGGCGCACAAGAGAACCAUUCCCAGUAUGCGAUGUACUAUAAUCAGCAGAGGGACCCCCUUUCGGACAGCUACAUGCUAAUGACGCCGUUCCUCUCCAGUUCGCAGAGCCACAGUCACACUCAUUCGCCGCCCACGUACACCGCCAUGGUGCCGCCGCGUCGCGAAGAGAGCUCUGGAUUUGAGGGCAUGGCCGGGCGGUGUGACAAGUGCAGUUCGCUGGCCGGACUCUGCCGCUGCGAAUCGGUGGUGGCCAGCAGCAGUCGCUAUGCGGACUCCACACAAAACCAGUCGCAGUCGGAGGCUCAAUUCUUGGAGCAGCCUUCCUCCUCCACAACGGCGGUCGCCAAUCCGCCCGCUGUUCAUGCCAUUCCACGACCCAAGCGAAAGAAGACUGAACCUCUGACAAUGGAGCCAGAGAGUGACAAUGCCGGCGACGCGAUGGUUGCGUCCGACAGCGGCACAUGGCCAGCCGGUGCUAUAGAGGAGCACGCCAUGGACUCUGCGGCAGUCGUUUACGAGCUCCCCUCUAGUUCGCUGCAGCUGAGCAACAGCUCCUUCGAAACGGCUCCAAGUGCCGUAAAUGCUUACGAUGAUGUGACAUCUAGUGCCUCGGACACGGAGCACGGCCAGUUUGCUCAUACGCGUACCACCAACACCACGACGACAACGUCGGCGGUGCAGGCUCACAAGAAGAAGGCUAGCCGCUCCAGUGAUGCCUCCAACGCAUCAUCCAGCGCGGUAGAUACGGAUGCCACGCCGAGCACGAGUGCCCAAUCGAGAAGGCGACAGGUUAAUCACUUUUCUUAUCGCAAAGCAAGGGUUUUGGAGCCGGAAAACGAGAGCAGCGAUGACGGUUGGGAUUUGCGCGUGCACAAUCCCGCUCCACCAACUGAGCCCUCUGUGACGAUUAUCCGUGGUAGCAGGGGAUCCGUUGAGCCGGAGCUAGGUCAUACGGAUCACAACUACUACAACAGUCGCCGCGCUGUGGCGGAAGCCCCGCCGGAUAGUACCUACAUGAGGGCAGCCUCCUGCUCCACGGCCACCCAUACUACGCGUAGCGUGGAUUACGGAUCUCGCAUUGGUCAAAGGCCUGCUGCAACGGGAUCACCGUCCACAACCUCGGAGCAAGAACAGGAGCAGCACCAGCAGCUACAGCAGGUGGAGGACAGCAUUAACGAAGAACUAGGCCUCCAGCAGUCACCUGGCCAAGCCAUGCGCAGUAUGUACAGUGUUCCCGUCGAGUCUAGAAUGUCAUGGAGUCGUGCGCGUCCCUCUGAUGAUGCAGUACCGCCUAGAAAGCAUGCGCGCCUGGAACUGUCCGGAAGGUCGCGUUCCAAACUGUCCUCAACGAAUUAUAAUUCGUUUCAUCCUGGAAGGAGCAGACACCGCACCUAUGCGGAGCAAGAGAGCACUUCUAGGCGACAUCAUAUGCCGUUCCCACCAUCCUCGACGCCAACUUCAAACGGGUCUUGUGUGAUUACCUACGUCGGCCGGCCGAGAGAGAGUCAGCCCGCCGUGGAUCUUAAUCUUCCGUCCACAUCCACAGGAAGGCGUGGCAGCCACGAGACCCGUGCCGAUUCUGUAGUCUUGACUGCACCAGACUUGCAGCUGGAUGAUUGGUCAUCGGACGACGAUGAUGAUGACGUAGUAUUUGUGCACUCCACUCGUGAGCCCAUACUCUCGAUCGAUUUGACUUCAGAUGACGAUGGCUUAGCUACUGAUAUGCAACUGCAGAGGGAUAGGGAGAGGGGCCGUGAAAGAGAGCGGGAGCGAGAAAGGGAUCGGGAACCAUAUCGAAAUGACACUCAACCCAACCCGGAGGAACCGAGUGAUGAAAGGAGACCGAUGUUUGACUGUGCUUACACAUUCCCCUAUGCCCGCAGGACAGAUCGUCGCACCGAAGCGAAUAAUGAUGGCACCUCGGCAUUUGCAUUUUAUAGUGGCGCUCUGGCUGAUCGGGCUGCCAUUUCGGAUCACAACUACAGCUACGAGCUAGACCAGCUGAUGGAUCCCGGCGCUGGUCAUUUUUACCCGCCCCGCUGCUCCAGCAUGGAUCCCCAGCGCUACUUCCUUCCGAUCAACGAAUCCUCUAUGUGGAUGCCAGGCCAUCCCUCGGCUCCACAGCCACCGCCGCCCCCGAUGCCACCUAUCCUGUUGCCUGACAACUCUUCCACUGAGGCAUAUUUACGUCAUCAGCAAAGAAAUCUUACCUCCACUCCAACCAGCUCCUCCAGCGAGCAGACACCAACGCAGCAAUCCCGUCACAGGCGAAGUAGUCCGGCGAAUGUGUAUCACCGCUACCAUCCGUACUAUUAUGCAAUCACAACGCUGCCAACGGUGGUGGAGUCGGACUACCCACCCAGUCUUCAGCCUCACCCUCACCCUCAUUUUCAGCCCACUCAAGGUGGGAGCAGUCGCAGUUCUUUAAGUGGAGCUUUGAAUGCGGCUGCAGUGGCAGCCACAGCGGCGGCGGUACAGGCACAAACUUUCAGUGAUUUGCUCUCGCAGGCUCAUAAUGAGGGACGCGCUGCUGCAUUGGAAGGCAAUCGGACACCUCCACAUGCCAUGGUGCACUCCCAACAGCAGCAGCAGCGGCAAUCCAUUAAUCCACCCGCGCCAGCAGUAGUAUCGAAUGCAAACCUGGCGGCAGCUGUUUCUCCGCCACCUCCGCUUGAAAUGUAUUCCGGACGGAGCACCAUACCGCAUUGCGGAUCUCCGCCUUUUAGUGUGCGACGCUCUGAGGCUGCAUAUAGCAAUAGACAGCACUAUCAGCCGCAGCCGCACCAAGGCCACCAGGCACCGCAAAACCAGAUGCACGCCCACAUUCAUCCCCCUCACCGGGCUAGCGCUAUUGUGGCCACCUCGCUGACGCCGGCUCCACCGUACCCGGUGCAUCAAAAUCUGUGGUACCGUCAGCAAAGCAUGCAGGAGAUGCACCGUCGCCACAUGACGCCCACGCCCAUCGAUCUUUCAUCGAAUGCUCCGCUCUUGACGAGCACGCUGCGAAACGGGUACCUGCAUAGCAUCUGCAGUUGUGUUCAUGCUCGAAACGGUCCCGUUUCAAGCCUGGAUCCCGCCUACUAUCCGCCGUACGACGCCGCAACUGCAGCGGCUGCUCCUCCACCAUCUCCGCAACAACAGUCGCCUGCUACAUCCGAGGGUGCUAGUGGUAGCGGGGCAGCACAAGCGAGAAUGAGACACCUGCAGCUUCAGCCUCAACAGCAGCCGCAAUCCCAGCAAUCGCCACCGGUAAUGCAGCAUUUGCACCGACAGCGGGCGAUUCACCACCACAUGUUCCACCACCACUACUCGCCGCUACAUCUGGAGAUUGGGCUGGCCCCCCUCUCUCUGGGCUCCCGUAUCCUAAUCGGACCACCUCGUCCAAACCGGGGAGCUACUUUGGAAACCAUCGAGAGGAAUACCUUGCCACACAAAUAUCGACGCGUACGGAGACCCAGCGAGUCGGAUGAGGAUGCCGAGAAGUGCGCCAUUUGCUUAACCCUCUUUGAGAUUGAGAACGAAGUUCGCCGCCUGCCGUGCAUGCAUCUAUUUCACACGGACUGCGUGGAUCAGUGGCUGGUCACGAACAAGCACUGCCCCAUUUGUCGCGUCGACAUCGAAACCCACAUGCCAAACGACGCCCUUGCCCCCAGCUCCAGUGGAGUCACAGAUGCCGCCAAUUCCGCUGCCUUAUGACAUUGUGUCCACGGCAUCUUCAUGUAAAUCCCUCAGACUGAGUUGGUUUUCGGCAUGCAUCGAUAUAAAAACAAAGAAUGAAAUAUUCGUAAUAACCCCAUAUACAAACCUUAAAAUGUUUAACCCACCGCAACGCAUGUAAAAGGCAGUUGCCACCGUUUGCUGCCGUGUUGCGCUGAAAGAUAUCAAAAAGCUAAAUUCGUUUUGGCUCAAUUUCUACAUCUAAGUAUAUUAAGUGAUUCGGCAAAUAAUUUCCUACACAUAUGUACAAAUUGUCUACGUUUUGUGAAACAAAAUUCUUGUGAUAAGAAUUUCAUAAAUAUGCGUAUAUUGUUAUAGUAUAGAGUUCCCACGACGGGCGUAUAUGAUGACUUUGACCCCAGCUUGUUGUUAUAUUUUUAAUGAUCACACAAAAUACCAUAUAACAUCGGACCCAAAAUUUAAGCGUUUAGAAAUCGAUUCGGCAAUUUAUUCUGAUCCUUUUCUGAUUAUAUAUUUAUCACCAUGCGUAAUUAAUUUGAAGGAUUUAAAAUUUGUAUGAUUUCGCUUCAUUAUUUAACAAAUUUUGUUAUGUUUUGAUUAGUCACAAAAAUGUAAAGGAGAAUAAUAUUUUAUUAUAUAUUAUUAUAAUACACAUAUGUUAAAUUUAAUACAUUACCGAUUAUUGCUCAAUA